AUGGUAUCGUCGUUUUCUGACAGAGAGGAAGAAGAAGCUGUGUUUCACCAGAAGUUUGUAACUGGCCUUCAAACUUUACAGGCUUCGGGUUUUCAGUACUUUCUCUAUGGUACAAUCUUUUGGGAGAGAGACAGAAAGCAAAACCUGGGAAAGUCAAUUCUAAGUCAUCUCACCAGUUACGAGGAACACUCUGACUGCUUGUCAUGCGUUGGAGAGCAAAAAGAAACUCCAUGCUUUCAUCCCUGCUGCCAGAAUCUUGUGCUUCAGAUGGCUGUUAACUGUGGGCUCUUCUGUGUAACAAUAGAUGGUUGCAUUGUACCAUCUGAUGAUAGUAUAAUGAAAACAUCUCAGACAGCUCCAAAGGAAACCCCUCUGUUAAGUAGCCAUACAACUGAGGCUAGUACUUCAUGCCAUGAUAAAGACAGUAUCAAAAGACCUAGCACCCAAGUCGGUGUUGAUGAGCCAGUGUUCAAUAAGGAUGAUCUGCUUGACCAUACAAAUGAUGUAAAUGUUGAUGUUGGAUCCAACAGAUGCAGUACACCCCAAGGAAGUCUGAAAACCCAUGAAGUCACCCUUGGUGAGCCAUCCACAUCAUUGCUGUUCAUGCCAGGAAGCAAUCAAGGAAUGCUAUGGAAGCCAGCUGAGUUGAAGGACAAGUGUCAGCAACAUCUAGAGAACAUUGAUCCUUACUGCAGUGAACUGGCCAAGUUUGUAAUGCCCUUGAAGGGCUUUCUUGCAGCCAUAAAUCCUUCUCAAGAUAAUGCCACAGAAAGAAGUAACUUGAGGUACUUUUUAAAGAUUAUUGACAAGCAUGCAAAUAAAGAUGUACAGAGCCAAGUGCGCCUAAGUAGCAACAAUGGCAGUCAGGAGUGUAUGCAAGUUCAAGGGUACAGCUCAUUCUGUGGACUUUGUGCAAUGAACAAUGCAAUAGGUUGUUCCAGGAAAGGACCUACUUUGUUCAAUUUGUUUGACCUAGAUUUGGCAGCAGACAUCAUUUGGUUAAAACAGGUUUGUGAAGUUGGCUGUGGAUUUUCUGUACCUUUAGAGCCUAUGCGGGGUCUUGAUGGUGACUACAGUAUUUUAGCAAUGGAGGAGGCAGCAAUUAGGAAGAACUGUACAUUUCAAAGACUAGAUUUACCCUUGAGGGCACUUGUGGAUGGUGCUGCAAUUAAUUCCCUUGACCCCAGCAGUCUCCAGGAAUUUUAUUCCCUUCUUCUGGGAUUGUUCCAGGCAGAUGAGAGACCAUCACUCAUUGUGAGGACAAAGGAAUAUCACUUUGUUACUCUGCUCUUUAAAGCAGAUGCAAUUGUACUUCUUGAUAGUCGCAGGACAUCUGCUCUUCCACUGUCCCUUAAAGAUGGCCUAGGUUACAUUCAGAGAGAAGCAUAUCAGAACCCAGAUUUUGCUGCUGUAAACCUUCAAGGGCCUGGAACUUAUGGCAAUCCUGUGAGAGUGAAUGACUUGCCAGAAGUUAAGCUGCACACAAAUUUUCAUUGCACACUGGAUGAGGUGUGGGAUUUAAGCAGUACUAUAAGUGAUGAUACCAUCAUUGCCACACUCCAUGGACAAGUCAAAGCAAAAGAUGUUCGUACCCUCAAGCCAGGUAACCAAAUAAAUGAUGUCGUGAUCAACUACAUUGGUCCAUUCUUAAUGAGUCAGAAAAAGGAUGUGUAUGUGGCAAGCACCUUUUGGCUAAAUCACUGCAGCCAAGAGCUGGGUCUUAAGGAAAUGCUUAGGUGUGAUUUUCACAAGUAUGAAAAGUUUGUAUUUCCUGUUCAUUGCCCUGGUCACUGGUGGUGUGUCUUAAUAGACAGGCCAAUGAAAUUGUAUGGGGAAUUUGACUCCCUUUGUAAAGAUCGAAGGAGUGAUUAUGUUUUUCAGGUCUUGUGCAGGGAAUUCAAAACUGCAAAUAUUGAUAUUUCUUCAUUUCGAAGGUUAAGUCAGGAGGAAAGAGAAAAGUUGCCUUCUCAAGGACAGAAUGUUUUUGACUGUGGUGUCUUUGUCUUGGGUUUUAUCAGUGCAUUUGUCAACAACUUGGAAAUGAAUUUCAGCUUAAGGGAUAUGCCAUUCCUGCGGAAUUCAUUUGCGAAAAUUAUCAUGAAUGGGCAACCAGUAUGUGACAUUAAAAAUUGUCCCAGUACCCAAGAAAGUUGUCAUCCAGCUUGUGAAGAAGGUGGCCAUGGAAGUGUCCUUGGGCUAGUUGGUUGCUCUACCAUUGAAACUAUGAGAUGUAGGGGUCAAGAGAAUAUUUGCAGUGACAAAGAAUCUGGAGUAAGUGGUACAGGACUUAUACAUUGUGCUGGUGAAAACAGCAGUGCAAGAAUAGGUGAAGAUGGAAUUAAGAAAUGCAGAACAGGAGUGAGUCCAUUUAGUCCAGACAAAACCAUGGAAGAGGUUUCUGUUGGUUUUGGUGUUGCUUUUCCUGGUAAGUAUGAAUUAGGGGAUUUUGAGAAGGAUUAUGAAGAUAUGGAAGAUGAUCCAUUUGUUGUCCCCCCUCCUCUUCUGCCAUUAGACAUUCAACUACGGGACAAAGACACAGAGUUGUCAAAUGAAAACAAUAUUCAAGGUAAUUAAUAUGUUGACCAUUUUCACUCUUUGUCUCUUUGUUUUUGUAAUAUGAAUUUUUUGCUAUAUUGUUCCAUAAUUAUUCAUCUCUAUAAACCUUGUUUUUUUGUUAUUUGCUAAAGAAAGCAUUGUUGUGCCUUUUUACAGCCAGUGAACCAGAUGAUGAAGAUUUGGUCUUGUAUGAGCUCCUCAAGCCUCCUUAUGAUGCUUCUCACGAGGUAUGCAGAAUUUGUGAGUGAUCUGUGGUUUUCUUCUGCUUGGGUUUUCUCUUACAUUAUUAUUAUUAUUAUUAUUAUCAUCAUCGUCAUUAUCAUUAUUAUUAUUUUUACCACUGUUGUUGUUGUUGUUGUUGUAUACUAUGCAGAGAUGUUCUUGUAACAUGCCCAGUAGUUUAGGGGAAUAUCAUUAUUAUUAUUACUAUUAUUAUAAUCAUUUUAUAUUAUGCAGAGAUGUUCUUGUUAACAUGUCAAGUAGUUUAGGGGGAAUAUCAUUAUUGUUCUUAUUAUUAAAUUAUUAUUAUUAUUAUUAUUAUUUUAGUACUAUUACUUUUGUGUUUUGUUUCCCUUUGAUGACUAGUUUUGGAUGUUUUUUAUUGCCUUGUGUCUGCAAUGAAUUUUAAGUUAAAUUAUUAUAAAUACAUCUAAUGAUUAAUAGUCCUUUAAUUGCUAAAUUUGUUUGUUGGGUUAACAUAACGAUGUGGUUGUUUUCAUUGUCCCUUGAGUUAAUUUAUAGCAUAUCAUCAUUAACAUACUGAUACUUGGUAAGUGGUACUUACCCGAUGAAAUUAAGCCAAAUGUGCAUUUUAAUACGAAUUUGGUGAAGACAGUCUUUCACAAGCCAAGUGUCAUUAGAUUUUCUUUCCUAAUGGAGACUGAUUUUCUUCACAGCUUCCAACCCUACAGAUGCUCUAUUCUAAAGAAGAAAGGAAGGUAUUCCAAGGCCUUAACCCCAUCACUGAGCAAUAUCUUUUCAAACUAAGGAAGGAGAAAGGGAUAAAUGUUCCAAGAGGGUGUUACCAUGCAGUGAUGACAACAGAAGAAAUGGUAGAUUUUGAUUACUGGAGGCAGGUAAGGAAGGGGAAGUCGAGACAAAGAUUUUUCCAUUACAGGUGGGAUAGAGCCUUCGAAGUUUGGACCAAGGAGACCACAGAAGAGUUGAUAGAUGUGGCAAGUAUCUUAGAGCGAGUUGAUAGUGAUGGAUGGGUCUUAUUGAACAUCACAGAACAGUAUCACUAUGAAAUGUGGAGAGACUGGAAAUGGAGGCAACUUGAGGAGAAAGACCUUUUGUAAUUUUAAAUAAAAUCAAUAAGGCAAGCUAUUUGGCACAGAGUAAUACUAAUAAUUAACCCUUUAACUCCCGUGUGUGACCAAGACAGAAUUUCUCUUUACACUAUCAAUACAAUAUCAAGCAGACAAGUGAUGAGAAUAAAGAAAAUUAUUGAUAAGGGGAUUAUUAGUUGAUCCAAUACCAAAUUCUCAAAACUAACAUCACAAGAACUAUAUGACAGACAGUAAGGAGAAAUACUAAUGAGAUCAUGGGAGUUUAAGGGUUAAACACUUAAUGGGUCAUGUGUUCAUUCUAACAGUUUCAAUUGGGUUUUGAAGCAUGCUUAAUUCAAGUCAUAUCCAAAAUUCCCUUGCUCCACAUUGUGAAUUGUACUUAGACAUGGCCAGAGAACAUCAACAGAGAAUGUGACCUCUUAAGCAUGUUUGCAUCAGACCUAUGAAUUUGUCCACAAAACUUCCUUUGGAAUUGUUGAGUUCCAGAGUUUCACAUCUAGUGCAUUUCCAGAGCAGUAGAAUUUAAAAAAAUUGACACAAACAUUUAAAUUGCAAAGAAUUUAUUUAAAACCUUUAUGUUUACAGCAACCCACAUAAAAAGAAAUCUUACCAACAAUUAUGAAUGAAUUAGUGAAUAAAAUAGCCUUGACUCCUCAAUCUGGUGUCAACUGCUUUAUUUUAUUCAAAAGUAUAUAAGGGUAAAUUGGAGAGUUAGUUACUGUGAUCUGUGAAAUAAUAUUGAAUAAUUAGAGCCAAACAGUUGCAAGUAAGUAUGAAGGUAGAAUGGAUUUAUGGUAUAUUAGUGCACUAUGGUCCACUUUAAAUUUCACAAAUUCCAAAAAA
This is a messenger RNA of Pocillopora meandrina, 4688 nucleotides long. The record is from the annotation of a GenBank genome assembly. NCBI's taxonomy places the organism in Eukaryota, Metazoa, Cnidaria, Anthozoa, Scleractinia, Pocilloporidae.